Molecule: messenger RNA, 1932 nt
Organism: Colletotrichum orchidophilum
Lineage: Eukaryota; Fungi; Ascomycota; Sordariomycetes; Glomerellales; Glomerellaceae
Exons: 5
Coding region: 1-1932 (643 amino acids)
Source: RefSeq, a predicted model, not a curated record
AUGUCGGAUCCUCUCUCAAUCGCCGGCAGCAUCGCCGGCAUAGUCCAACUAUCUGCAGCUGUCUUUCAGCAGGUCUCAAAGUUCGUAAGAGAUGCCAAGGGUGCCGAGAAGACCGUAAAAGACCUCGCAGACCAGACAAGAAACCUCUCUGGCGUCUUGCAGAAUCUCGCCCUUCUCGCGUCAUCGCUAGAGCAGGAGACCACGACUUCGGCAUUCAAAGCACAUCAUCUCCACGCAUGCAGACAAACUCUCCUCGACAUUGAGAAACGUCUGAAGAAGCCUUUAUCCGGCUUCGACGACGGAAGUAGACGACAGGUGAUGUACCGCAGCUUGAAGUGGCCCUUCUCCGCCGAUGACACCAAGGGAUUGCUCAAGCAAAUCGAAGGCCAUCGAGACACCAUCUCUUUGGCUCUAUCCACAGACACCCUCGAGGGUAUGUUGAAGUGUCUGGAGAGACAAGACACCAUCAUCGGAAGCCUAGGGUCGCUGAGCCAGAAAGUGGAGCGCCUGACCGAAAUCCAAACUAGGAUCGGAGACACCAGCAAGCGACGUGAGAUCAUCGACUAUUUCUUGAAGGUGAACCCCCAAAGCAACUUGCAGACCUCGAAUCGAUUGCGCCAGCCCUUGACUGGGCUGUGGCUUACAGAGAGUGAUCCCUCCUUCUUGAAGUGGCUUGCGCUCCCGCACUCUGGUCUGUGGUUGAGCGGAAUUCCUGGGGCUGGAAAGACUAUCCUAUCUGGAGUGGUUAUCAACGAAAUUCUGCAAAAGAGCAGUGACUCGACCGCUGUAGCGUUCUUCUAUUGCGAUUACAAGAGCAGUGCCAGCCAGCAACUUGUCAAUAUACUCUGCGCGUUGGCUGCCCAAUUAGGUCAGCAGAACAACAGGGCAUUUGGUUUCCUGGAGUCGUAUCAUGGAAGACUAAAAUCGGCAAACGGUCUUGGCAGAGAGCCUGAAACACAAGAACUCCAAGAUUUGAUUUCCGACAUUAGCUCAACGCGACUGCAGAAACUGACUUCCCGGGAUCCGGAGUUUGCCGACGAGAUCCGGCACAAGCUCGUCAGUGGAGCUCAAGGAAUCGAAAUGAGUUUUGCCGAGAUGCGAGAGGCAGUCUCGUUUGUCUCUUCGCCCACCAAUGACUUCGGACCCGAUGACCUCAUUGACGAGGAUACAAUUCUUAGGAGAUGCAGUAGUCUGAUACGAAAAUCGAGACACAUGAGAUGCCCUUCGGUAGCUCUGAUAGAGCUGGCUCAUUUCACUGUCGAAGAAUAUCUGUUGGGCAUCGGCGAUGAUUCCGAUGUAAGCUUCUUCAAGUUUGACAGAUUCAAGGCAAAUGAGGAGCUUUCGACCGCUUCUUUGAAGCUGUUCGUCUCCAGAGCAGUGGAGACCAAGCUUGAUCCAUCCGCGGAUCUUAGCCUGAACAUGAAUCAUAUUCUAGAGCGCUUCAUCGGAAACUAUUUCUACUUAUAUUCGACCGCCCGGUUGUGCGAAGUCGAUGCAGUUGGUGUAGGCACUUUCGACGACGCCGAAAUUUGGUCACGUAUGCGGGACUCCGCCGACUUCGACAAAUUCACAUCCAUUUUUCAAUCCUCGAAUGGAAUGUCUCUUCUCGAACUAGCCAUCGGAGCGGGGCUUAGAGAGGUCAUUCCCGACAGCAGCCUUCUGAGACAUUACUUGGCGCUUUCACAAUCGUCUCCGGAAAUGGCAGAUCUCUUCCUUCAAUUCAACCCAUUGCAUUCGCAGGCUGACUCGGCUUUGAGAAGUCUCGGCAGCCAGAAGGCAGAUGUCGCCACCUCUAUCACUGUUGACCGGAACUGCUUGCCACCGCCAUCUGCAGCUGCGGUCAAGGCCGCGGUCGAGCUUGACGAUCUCGAGUUUUUGAAAGCCGCCGAGAACGGACUCUUGUGUGGCUCCUCUCACAGGGUGCAAGCUUAG